Molecule: messenger RNA, 4588 nt
Organism: Acomys russatus (golden spiny mouse)
Lineage: Eukaryota; Metazoa; Chordata; Mammalia; Rodentia; Muridae
Gene: Dnaaf9
Product: dynein axonemal assembly factor 9
Exons: 37
Coding region: 78-3611 (1177 amino acids)
Source: RefSeq, a predicted model, not a curated record
CCGCCCUGCCGCUGGCCCGCUGCGGUGCCGGCCCCAGCGACCCUCCGGCGCCCCCAGGUCCUCCGCCGCCAGCUUCCAUGGACUCGUUCGCCCCACAGCAGCCGGGGCUGUCCCGCGCGCGCCUCGCUGGCACCUCUGGCCGUGGGGCAGCCUCCGUCAGCUGCAGCCGACUCCGCCGGGUUCAAAGCAUCCUAACACAGAGCAGCAAGUCUCAACCCGAUGGGAUUCUCUGCAUCCUAGGAAUUGACAGCAGAUACAAUGAAGGCUGCAGAGAGCUGGCAAAUUACCUUCUGUUUGGUUUAUACAGUCAGAACACCACUGAUUUUGAAAAAACGGGAUUUUCUGAAGAAAUUCUAGAUGAUGUGAUUAUAUUGAUUAAAUCAGAUAGUGUCCAUCUGUACUGUAAUCCCAUCAACUAUCGAUAUCUUUUGCCUUAUGUGGCACCUUGGAGAAACCUGCAUUUCCACUGUAUGACGGAAAAUGAGUAUGAAGAUGAGGAAGCAGCAGAAGAAUUUAAGAUUUCCAGCUUUGUGGACAUGGUUCGAGACUGUAGUAGAAUUGGUAUUCCUUACAGCUCCCAGGGUCACUUACAGAUAUUUGAUAUGUUUGUGGUAGAGAAGUGGCCAAUCGUACAGGCCUUUGCCCUUGAAGGCAUUGGAGGAGAUGGAUUUUUUACCAUGAAAUAUGAGUUGCAGGAUGUGAGCCUGAGUCUGUGGAAUGUCUACAGCAGGGUGGAUCCUAGGUCCCUGGAGAAUAUGCUUUCACAAGACUUGGCAGCAUUUGAGCAUCAGUGGACAAGCUUCUUUGCUAAUUUUGACACAGAAAUCCCUUUCCUGCUGGAACUUUCAGAAUCUCAGGCCGGUGAGCCAUUCAGAAGCUACUUCAGCCAUGGAAUGAUCUCCAGCCAUAUUACUGAAAACAGCCCUCAUAGGCAGCCAUGUGUGCUCUUCGGUAGCCACUCCACACGAGACAACCUGAGUGCCGGCAGCUUCAACUUCCCUUCUGAGGGGCACCUGGUGCGCAACACUGGUUCUGCAGGGAGCUGUGCCAAACACAUGGUCGCUCAGUGUGUCUCACCAAAGGGACCUCUGGCAUGUUCAAGAACAUACUUUUUUGGAGCUACUCAUGUUCCUUACUUGGGUGAGGAUGACAAGCUGCCCAGGACAACUGAGCAAAUUAGGCUCUUAUCCCAGAUAUAUGCUGCUGUUAUUGAGGCUGUUUUGGCUGGCAUUGCAUGUUAUGCUAAAACUUGCAGUCUGGCAAAGGCCACGGAGGUAGCAGAGCAAACUCUGGAGUCUGGGUUAGUCCUCCCUGAAUUGGUUCCAUUCAAAGCAGAUCUACGCUCCAAGGUGGCUUUUCAUAUACAUGCUGUGAACAACCAGGGAAGAACUGUGCCUCUGAAUAGUGAAGAUAGCUUAUCCUUUGUGAAAACGGCUUGUAUGACUGUCUAUGACAUCCCUGACUUGCUGGGAGGAGGAGGAGGAGGAUGCUUAGGAUCUGUGGUCUUCUCAGAGUCAUUUUUGACAUCUCGGAUCCUGGUUAAAGAAAAGGAUGGCACUAUUACCCCAGAGACCAGCUAUGUCAUCCUGACUGCUGCCAUCCCCAGAUUCUGUUCCUGGCUGGUAGAAGAUAAUGAAAUAAAAUUGUCUGAGAAAACCCUACAAGCAAUAAAGGGGGAUGAGUGUUUCUUGGGCACCUUGCUAACAGGAGGAAAAGGAGCACAUCUCUGUUCCACCAGUCCACAGUCCGGGCCUGAGGAAGGGACUGUGCACUUCUUCUCUGGUGGCCUUCUGUUUUCUCACCGUCAUCACGGAAGUAUCAUCAUUUCCAAAGAUCACAUGAAUUCUGUUUCCUUCUAUGAUGGGGAUUCCACCAGUGUAGUGGCCGCCCUUCUCAUAAACUUCCGCAGCUCACUGCUUCCUCAUCUCCCAGUUCAGUUCCAUGGAGCAAGCAAUUUCCUGAUGAUUGCCCUUUUCCCCAAAUCAAAGAUAUACCAGGCAUUUUACUCCGAGGUCUUCUCCCCCUGGCAACAGCAGGAUAACUCAGGGCUUUCUUUAAAAGUGAUCCAGGAAGAUGGAUUAUCUGUGGAACAAAAGAGAUUGCACUCCAGUGCGCAGAAGCUCUUCAGUGCCCUGACCCAUCCUGCGGAGGAAUGGAGCUCCCGGAAACUGCUCUCAGCCAGACUCCCUGAGUUGGACCAGUUUCUCCAACAUUUUGCCAUUGGCAGCAUUGGUCAGGAGCCUGUGAUGCGAACCCAUCUUCCAGGCCUGCUGCAGCAAGCUGAAGUGAGCCCCACUCAUGAAACAGGAAAUGACAAGGUUACCAUCAACAUUAUAACUGGUCUCCCAGGCUGUCAUGCUAGCAAGCUCUGUGCUUUCCUGGUCACUCUGCAUAAGGAGUACGGCAGGUGGAUGGUAUACCGCCAGCUCAUGGACAGCUCUGAGUGUUUCCAUGCUGCGCACUUCCAAAAGUACCUUUCCAGUGCCCUGGAGGCCCAGCAGAACCGCUCUGCCCGCCAGGCAGCUUAUAUCCGCAAGAGGACCAGACUGCUGGUGGUACUACAGGGCUACACAGAUGUCAUUGAUGUCAUCCAGGCCCUGCAGACUCACCCAGACCCACGUGUCACGUCCUACUUCACCAUUGGUGCCGUCACAGUGUGUGUGGAGCCGCUGAGCUGCUACAUGGAGCACAGAUUUCUCUUUCCUAAAUGUCUUGACCAGUGUUCACAAGGCUUGGUGAAUAAUGUGGUGUUUACCAGUCACACGGUGGAACAGAGGCACCCUCUCCUUGUUCAGCUGCAGACCCUCAUCAGGGCUGCCAAUCCUACUGCAGCCUUCAUUCUUGCCGAAAAUGGGAUUGUUACAAGGAAUGAAGACAUCGAGCUGAUUCUCUCAGAAAAUAGUUUCUCAAGUCCCCAGAUGCUGCGUUCUCGAUACCUAAUGUUUCCCGGCUGGUAUGAAGGUAAAUUUGAUGCCGGAUCCGUCUUUCCACUAAUGGUUCAGAUCUGCGUGUGGUUCGACCGUCCUCUGGAGAAAACCCGCUUUGUGACCAAGUGUAAAGCAAUUCAGUCUUCCAUCAAGCCAAGUCCCUUCUCUGGAAACAUCUAUCACAUCCUUGGCAAAGUGAAGUUUUCAGAUUCUGAAAAGAUCAUGGAUGUCUGCCACAACACUUUGACCAACUCUCUGAGCAUUGUGCCGGUUUUGGAAGGACCCACACCACCUUCCAACUCAAGAAGCAUGCCUCAAGAUAGCGGGCAGCCAGAAUGCUACCUUGUGUUCAUUGGCUGCUCCCUGAAAGAGGACAGCCUCAAAGACUGGCUUCGACAGUCAGCUAAGCAGAAGCCUCAGAGGAAAGCUUUGAAAACCAGGGGAAUGCUGACCCAGCAGGAAAUCAAGAACAUCCAUGUGAAACGCCACUUGGACCCCCUACCUGCAGGCUACUUUUACAAUGGCACCCAGUUUGUUAACUUCUUCGGGGACAAGACCGACUUUCACCCACUCAUGGACCAGUUCAUGAAUGACUACGUGGAAGAGGCCAAUCGGGAGAUCGAGCGGUACAACCGAGAGCUGGAGCAGCAGGAGUACCGGGACCUCUUUGAGCAGAAGCCCUAGAGCCAGCUGGGCCUAUGCCCACCCUGAAUGAAUGAAUGGGUGGCCCCUCCUGGAGGGGCUGUGUCUGUCCUCCCUGGCCUGUGCCUGCCAGCGUAGUACUUGUUCUCUUUAGUCUCUCUUCUCUGUGCCCUGAAAGGCAUUGUGUGCACCACUGAGUGGGGGCAGUGCACAGGAAGAGCAGCUGCCACUGCCCUGUGCACUAGCAGCUCUGGGUGUCUGGUAGAAGACUCCGUUGGUCUGCUGGACACCAUGUAAGGCUAAGGAGAAGCCUUUGGCGUGCACAGUGGAGCUGCUGGAAUUUAGAAGGGCCCCUGGCUGCUUAAGCGGUGGCCAGGCAGAGAGCCACAGUGCCCUCUAGAUAAGAGAGCACUUUUGUGGGCUGAAUGGAAGAUGGUGCUUUCUGCAAGUAUGAAGCUCCUGAGUGGAUAGCAGCAUUGCGUGGGGCUGGUCCUUGAGGUCCCCUGUGGCAUUACUGGGUUCUCUGGUUCAGGGACAAGAGCAGGCCUGCUGCCCAAGACCUGGCAGUGCCACCCCUCCCUGUCAAGGUGAAUGUCUUGUGGCUCGCUUGUCUUAGGCCCAGGGUCUGAUCAUUGGGGACUGUUGGUCUCUAGCACCCAGCCUCCCCACCCCCUGCCAUGGAAGGCAAUACAUUUCAGAAACUACCCCCCUUACCCCCCACCCCGCCAAACUGUCCCUGUCCUGGAUUAAUUUGCUUGGUUCCUGAGGACCAGGAAUUUGAAGCAUUCUGAUAUCCAAAUUAGAAUUCCCCCCAGUGGUUUUGUUGUAGUUUGGAUCAUACAGCAAAAGUAAACUAAUUUGCAUCCCAAGACUGACCUCCCUAAUUAGUGUGGGGAACAAGGUCACUAAAGGUGAUGCCUACUAGGACUUGAGUGCCUCCUGCUGCUUGAACUGUAAACGUUUGUUUUCUGAGUUUGAUGUACUUUUUGCAUGCCUUAGGAAAAAGCACAUAGGUGAAA